AUUGUUUUUCUUUUAACUAAGCCAGAUGGCGAGAAAGCUUGUUCUUGUUACAGUUUUGAAAGUGAUCUAUCAAUGACGUGGCCGAAAGCAAGGAAGUCUUGUACAUAUAACCAGAAAGAUCUCGUGGCCAUGGAAACAGAGAGUGAGUGGCAGUUUAUCACGAAUGAGCUCAAGAAUCGCACAACAAAAAAAAAUGAGUGGCACAUAGGGUUGUCUUGGAAUAGAACAGUUAAUAACUGGACUUGGGUCAACGGUAAACCGCUGACUAUAACGAAAUGGCAGGAUUCUGAACCUAGUGGAAACAGUGUCUACGCUCUCAUUGCUAAAGAAUAUCCCAGAGGUUCUUAUGGGAAAUUUAACAGCAUCAGAGGCGACAUUAAAAGAGCCUGGAUAUGCGAGGAAGAAACAGGUGUGAUUAUCAAUUAUAUUUUUCUUUUUUUAGAUUCUUGUGGUGUAGCUAAGUUCUUUGCAGGUCUUCAUAUAAUGUAUUUAUUUAAUGAUGAAAGCGAGAAAGCGUGAUUCCUACUAUAAAUCACGUGACAAAUUGAUUCGUAGACUCCAGUAGCUCGUAACAGUCACUGGCAAUCAUUCUACAAUACAUACCAGUUCUAUCACUUAUACACAUGUCCAUAUGCGAGAGUCACGCAUCCCGAAUGCAAUUUCCGUUCACCAGUUAUCGUUAAUCGGAAUGUCUAACUCACCACCACACCGGAUAUCUUUUCGUGCAGACACGAGAUGCUAUCCAGUAUAUAGUGUGAAGACCUAAAUAUCCGAUAUGUGACCCUCCAAUUUAUAGAUCAGCGCGGCGCAGGUUCGCUCAUCAGUACAGACAUCAAAUCCGGUAUAGUGUAAACGUAGCCUAAGUCUAACACAAAGGAGGACGAUACGAGGUAAAAAAGAAAGCAACUUCAGCCUUUCAAAUCUUAACAUCAUCUUCAGACAGAACCAGACGUGCAAGAAAUAGUAAUUUGAAAAGGAAACAUACAUUUAGAAAAUUAUAUUAGGGUACGAUUUCAAAUGCCUUGUCUGUAACUUCUGGGCCUACUUUGUGAUAAACUACUGGGUAUCGAAACAAUACUAGAUGCGGGAGAAUUUCCAAGGACUUUUGUAUAUAGGAUCAGGUUAAUUCAGCUGCUGUCUUUGGCAAGAGCAUAACUGGUAUCCGGGAUCAUGGCCUACACGCUGUCUACAACUUGUAUUCCGUCUUCUAGACAAGCCAUACUGUCGACUCCCGAUUACUCGAACCUUCAAGGGAAAUCUAAAAAGGUUCGAGUUAUCGGGAGUUAGAAGCAAGUAACCGGAAAUGAGGAAAUAAGGAAUUGGGCAACAAAGUUUCAUUGAUAUACAGGGGUGGACACUGUAGUUAAACUGGACUGACGACCUAAACUGAAACGACAAAGAAUACAAAGUUGUUUUGAAGUAUUAAAUUCUGUUUUGGACUGCAGUGCACAAUUUUCUUCUUUUCCGAUCGACUUGUGACACGUUUUAAACAUGGUUCGAGUUAUCGAGCCGGGUAAAAUUAUAUAGAAAUCAUCUGAAGGGAAGCAAAAAUUACUUCGAGUUAGCGCGAGGUUCGAGUUAUCGGGCCGAUCAGCUUUAUUUCUUUACGUUUUUUUGUUUGUUUUUUAACGCCAGACACCUGUGAAGGAGUUUGUAUGCAUCAUAAUCCAGUUGUAACAACAAUAGCAACGCCAGUAGUAACAGCCACUACGAAAGAAACGACAAGUUUCAACAUAGCAGAUACUACUUAUUUUUCUUCAGGUUUGCACUGUUAUAUGUAUCUUUAAUCUUCAUUGCGGGUUUUCGUAGGUCAUACAAGUGUCCAUGAUUCACAGAAACAUACUUCAAACCGCCUAGAUGAAUAAAUAGAUAUAGAUCUGGAUGGCUAGAUAAACAACUAAUCAAAUAAAACAAAUAACUAAUACAAAUUUUAAAAAUUUAAUUAGCUUUAACAUCUGGAAAUAAAAGAACAACGUGCCGAUGGUCGAUAGUGUACGUUGCUCACAGAACUAAAACUUGACUCUGACGUACAGUAAUCAUUAGGUGAUUUUCUAUUCUUGAAGUUCUAGUGGUAUACGCCCUGGAAACCUGAAAGAAGUACGUAAUCAGGCAGUAACUAUUCUAUUCUUCUCUUGGCAGAUAUUACGACUUUGGCCAGAACGUCGAGUUUAAGUGAGCGAAAAACUGCAGCAAAACAUUCGUCCACAGUUGUCAUUGUAGCAGCGUCACUGGGAACAGUGCUAUUUGUAGCACUAAUUGCACUUGCUGCUUUGAUUUUGCUAAAGCGAAGAAGGCGGCAUAGUUCGAAAGGUAUAAAUGCUUUUUCCAUAUACAUCAUCUGUUGAAAGGUUAUGCCGUCUGCAUGAUAUCUCUAUGCCAUAUUUUCCAUCAAAAAAUGUGUACCGGUUGUGUUAUUGGUCCGGUAACCUUGCUUGAAUUUAACCCUCGGACGUAAGAAGGGGGGUUGCCACCUUCCCUUCUGAUGUUUUUCUGAGUUUUUUUCCUAGACGAUAAAACAUCAGCACCUGACGUUUUCAGUAGCUGUUUGUUUAUCCCUCACGCGCAUUAUGAGACAAGUUUAGUGGUGGUGAGUUUCUAUGGUUACGAGAUAUGACGCCAUAAGUAGGAGGUGGUCAAGCCAUUUUUGGGUGAAAAUACAUGUUUUUUGAAUUUCUUUCAACAAUAAAAGUAAAUCUUGUGGCUAAAGUGAUGCAAAGUGCUUAUUUUGUGUUAUUUUUCGCGUCAAGCACAAAAAAAAUUACCAUUUCUCGCGGUUUUAUCCUGAUUUCUAAUUCUUGGUAAAAUCCAAGAUGGCGACCAUUGUUGAUGACGUCACAAGCCUCCAGCAGCGCCACCACCCAUAAAAUAUACCUCAUCUUGUUGAGAAGAUCAAAGCCAUUCCACUGAAGGCAAAAUCGUUUCUAAAUAUGGCAACAUAUCAAAAAUUCUAAGGAGUGGUUCCAUCAACCAACACCCCCCUUGUACCACGGUAGGGGUAUGAAUUUGCAUGUAUGUCCGAGGGUUAAUUUCAAUGACUUUCUUGAACUUGAAAAUUGGUAUUACCUGGCUGUUUCCUUUGUAGUCGUUACUUCCAGAUUCAUAAUUAAAGGCCUAUACUGAACCUUUUCUCAGCUCCAUAUUAAAUCGCUUUACUUAGGCUUCAGUUGCCUUAGAAGACUUUAAAAAAUUCUUUUUUCCGACAAAUAGAGGUUUAUAUUGUGAAUUUCACUAUCGACGUCUCAAAUAACUACGAGUCCGAGUGCAAAGGUAUGGUUUUCAGUGCACUAUUCGACCCCUCACUUUAUCGGUGAGAUCGUCGAGAUCUAGGGCUUAUCGUGACUAGCCAGUGUAGCGAGUCUCGCCCGAGUGUAGCUUGGGCAAAGAUUAUAAAAUGUAUCCGCCUUCUGGAACAUUUGAGCAAAACAUGACGUUACGGUAUAGGCGCUGGACAAUUUUAUGGGGAAAUAAGACACUGUGAACAAUCUGUGCGCUGUUUAUAACGGUCAUUCCAGCUGGUUGAUGCAUUUUUUCUUCUUUCUUUUUAGAUUCUGAAAAGCCCAAGAAAAACGCCCUGUAAGCGUUAUUUUUUAAUCAUCUAUUGAAAUCACGUUAUGUUUUUUGAUAUUCUGUCCCUAAAUGUGCCACUUAAUAUGUGAUUAUUCAAGUGGCCUAUAUGGGCGUUCAUUAUAAUACAAUGGUCUCUUUUUUUUUCCAAAUCUUUUGACUACUUUUGUUAAUUCAAAGGAACCAACCAGAGAACUCGUACGAAUCCGUCGAUCCUGUUGAGGCUGCAAAGCUGCUUGGGACGCCAAAUGCCGGCAAAGUUAGUCUCAUAAAGACUGAACUAGUAGAAUACGAUAUGGUCAACAAAAAAGAGGACACAAAGGUAUACAACAAUGCGAUUCUCCUUUUACAG
Messenger RNA from Porites evermanni, 3916 nucleotides. The record is from the annotation of a GenBank genome assembly. NCBI's taxonomy places the organism in Eukaryota, Metazoa, Cnidaria, Anthozoa, Scleractinia, Poritidae.